CUUGUCUAUUACUUUACCGUCUGUGCAUUUUCUUCCUAUACUUAACGUACUUGAUUAAUUUCCUUUUCGCAUCUCUACAACUUAGGUGUAUUCUUAUGAUGUUCCUUGUUCACUAAAUAAAUCAUUUCUAUACAUGUACUUAAAUGACAACGCCUGUAGCUCUUCCAGAGUUAUUACCUGUCCCAAGCCCAGGUAAAGGCAGACCAUUGGGCAUGGUGUCGGCAACCACAUCCUGCAGAAAACAAUCUUGCUAAAAACACACCAACUCUGCCUCAUCAAGAUACCAAAGAAAGGAGAUCUGAGCAAAUGCGAGAACUACCGAGGAAUCACACUACUGUCAGUACAAAGAAACGUUUCCAACAGUGCGUUGCUGAACCACAUGAAAGAUUUUGUAGACGUCCAGCUUCGAGAUCAAUAAGCUGGAUUCCGUAAGGAUCGGUCAUGCACAGACCAAAACAUGACACUACGGAUCAUCGUUGAAAAAUCAGUUGGGUGGAACUUACCACUAUACAUCAACUUCAUUGAUUAUGAGGAAAGCAUUUGACAGUGCUUGCAGGAGAACAUUAUGGGAACGUUUUCGACACUAUGAUGAUGUACCUGAGAAGAUUGUCAACAUACGACGGACUACAUUGCAGAGUCGUGCAUGGAGGACAGCUGUCAAAUACAGUCCAAGUAAGGACUGGAGUUAGGCAAGGCUGCUUACUCUCACCCUUCCUCUUUCUUUUCGUAGUCGACUGGUUUAUGAAAACCUCGACAUCGGAGAGGUAACACGGAAUACAAUGGACAACUUGCAUGCAACUAGACGGUUUGGACCUCGCAAAUGACAUAGCUUUCCUAUCUCAUACACACCAACAAAUGCAGAUGAAGACAACCAGUGUAGCAGAAGCCGCCGCAUCGGUAGGCCUCAACAUACACAAAUGAAAAAGCAAGAUCCUCAAAUGCAACACAGAGAACAGCAUCACAAUCACACUUCAGAGGUACCAUUUUAUGAUGGAUACCAACUGUUGUACUGACACUAAACGUUAGUAGCUUGACUUCAUAAAUCCAUAUGUCACAAGGAAUCAGUCGUCAUAAACAUAAGAUCUGGGACAUAUGUGGAUCAAUUCAAGUCGCUGCACAAAAUCAUCACAGUGAGGUGAAGUCAACAAGAUGGAUAAUUAAGGUGUCGAGAUAAAUGUAGUAACAUUGAUUAUAAAAAAACACUAUAUAUUGUUUAGAAAGAGGGAAUGGAAUAAAGUGUUUGAAAUAGUAUCGAAAUUUAAAACUUAGAGGAAUAUAAGAAAUUAAUGCAUUUGCAAUCGAUUUUAAACCACAUCAUCCAGAGCUUCUAGUGAAAGCCGUUUAUGUAUGUACUUAUCGUUGGGAAUAUAUAUAUUCUAUGUUGAAUUAAUGAUCUUCUUUCUUGUUUUGCUUUAAAGCAAUACGGAUCAGUUAAACACUCCUGUUGUGGGUUCAAGCACUCCUAUUCAUUCAAAUAAUGAAUCUGUUCAGUUAAACAACUCAUCUAUUUCAUCAGGUUCUAAAAACCACAGUCUUCGACUUCGACUUAGUCGACAAGGGAGUCAACUCAUUGUUCUACCUCUGUCUGACUCAAUUGAUAGCUCAUUUCAAGGUUUAAAUACAUCGCAAAAGGAAGCAGCUUUCGAUAACGAAUGUCAUAAUACUAAUUGGUAUUCUUGGGCUAACCAAUUGUUAUCUAAUGGUGAGCGGAUUAUAAGCGCAUGGAUGUCAAACGAUGAAUCUAUGGUACUUUCUCCUCGCUUCAAAAAUAAUACUUCACCCUCCGAUUUGAAGGAACUGGUUCAUGAAUUAUUGGAUCCUAUCAUUAAUGAAUUAAAUAAUGAGUUAAUUAAAUCCAAGUUACAGUUUAUUCAUAGAUUGUUAAGUAUACUUGCUCAUACCGUCAUGACUCGAUCAAGUAAUACUAUUCGAAAUUUCAUAGCUAUGGAGCUAUACAAUCAAUGGUCUGAACAGCUGCAAACAAAUGUAUCAGAACCUGAUUUCUCCUCAACCCCCUAUUGUUCUAAUUCGAAAACACCUCCAUCUUGGUCAAUCGAAACAGAUAAUUCAUUGUAUACCUGUAGAGAUCCGCCUACACUGACACUUGCAUCUUCAUCACUCAAUUCAUUAUCGUCUAGAAAAUCCAGUGAUACUGUGAAAUCUACUCCGCCAAUUCUACUGGAAGUUCGUAGUAUGAAUACUCCAACAGAAAGUGAAAGACAAAAACGGAGCCAUUCGAGUGUUGAAGAUAAUAAUGAUGAUUUAGAUAUUUAAAUUUAGUUCUGUACAUGUUAUAUCUCUCAACAUAUUUAAUAAUACUUUAGCAUGAUAUCUACGUGACUUAAUUUUGUUUUGUACAAUUUUUCCCAUCAAUAAAUUUGAAUGGAGCGUAAAGCUUUAUUCGAAUUUAUAUUCUUUUCUCUUAUAGAUGAUGACAUUAUAUGCAUUUUUAUUUCAAUAUACAGUAGUACUUUAUUUGCAUGAGGAAAUCAGAUGUUAUGUAACUUAUAUUCUUUGAAUUGCACAUCUCACAUGAUCUCUCCUGUUAGCCUCACUACAUCUGAUGCAUUUCGGGCAACAUGUUCGGUUUGUUGAAUGCGAUCGAAAGGAACUAAAGUCAUUAUCUACGCUGUGAAAAAUCUCCGCAAGAUGCUAUUCGGCAGAUAGCUUACGUUACUAACAGACUGUAAACCGAUACUGACAGUUUUGGGGCCCAAAAAGUGUCCCUGUUUGUGUGGAAAACCAUCUACAACGAUGGGUAACCACAUUACUGGACGGAGAUUUCAAGAUAAAUUGUCAACCGACGACUGACUUCGGACAGGCAGAUGCCCACUCAAGAUUAACUGGUUUCCAGACAAAACAAGAAGAGCUGUUUGUAGCUGCCGUAGAAACUGUGACCAAAGCUCGCAGUGUUGACAGACUAAAAUUCAGGACAGCCAGUCACAUACGAGACCAUUAAAGAAACUAGCGAAAAGGACGAUACGUUGAAGAGCGUUCGUAUACUCAGCAAGUGGUUUUCACCUCAACUCCAUGGAGAGAUUGCACAAUACUUUUGUCGGAGAGACUCCUUGACAAAUGUAGUUCCGUGCAUCAUGUUUGGCCACCGGAUCGUUAUCACCAGAAUUUCUGGGCAUCAGUACCAAAAACAUUUACAUACCGGGCACCCAGUAGUAAGUAAAAUGAAGUCGCUGGCUCGGGGCUACACAUAAUGACCGUCAAUGAACUGUGAAAUAGAACAAAAGUGUCGCAGCAGUUGGUCCUGUCUAGAAUCUGCAAAGAAUCCAACUGAAGCAGGACCCCAAACAAGACCGAAUUUAGACAGGCUUUGACAAAGAAUACAUGCUUAAUUCGCUGGUCCAAUACAAGACAGAAACUAAUUGGUUGUUUAAGAUACCUUCACGAAGUGGCUGGAAGUGUGCGAACAUGACGACGGACACAACAAGAAAAUUGUCAAGAUUGUUUUCGGGCGCCGGAGAUCUUAGUUCAUGUGAUCCGCCUUUAAACGGUUCUGCUAUGAAAAUGGCAUUACGCAUCUACGAUCUUCUGCGUACCAUCAUCAGUCGAAUGAACAAGAAAGGUUCGUGGACACAACGAAAAGGGAUCAAAUUAGAGGAGGAGGUCCAGCAUAUGUGACCAGUAACUUCUCAAUAUCUUACAGAGUUACAUCCCACCAGGCAGUGACCAAGGGAAAGUCCCCAGAUGAGUGUAUGUUUGGAAGCGAAGGUCGGACAGUCUUUAACAGUAUGUUGCCACCCAGAAAGACAAAUAAACCUACUAACGAGCAUUGUACGGUCACUUUCAGCUUCCAGGUACGGUGAAGGGAUACCUAUCAAGUUAACAGGGAAUGGGAACCAGAUAUUGAACGUCGGAUGGAAAAUUAUUGUUAGUUUGGAGAACUGUCAGGAAAUGUAAAAGACGUCAAUAAAAUCCAAAGGGAUGAUAGAAAAACGACUACACGAGGCGGAUUCUUGUUUCAAAUUCCCGUGGAUCCUCCGUAUCCGCUGAAUUUCUCCACUCAUGCCGUAUUAGGGAAUUUGUAGGCAAUUGAGGAAGAAUAUUAGAGCUGACAAGCAGAAAUAUGUGGGAUACAGAGGAAAAGGUGUGAAGAGAAAAUAUUAGAGAACUACAUAACACGACGAAGAAACUAGCAGGGAAGUAUAGGAAACCAGAUAGACUGAUCGAGAGUAAGGAAGGCUAGUCACACGCUGAGAUUCAACAACAGAGAAACUCUUGGGUAGGACUUUUGGAGAACUCUUGGAUAUAUCAGCCCAGUGGGCGUACCAGAUAUCGAUGCAACAUACACAGAGACCUUCCUAUAGCUGGAAACGUUCACGUACCUGGACAGCAUGCUCGACGAACAUGGAGGAUCAGAUGCGGAUGUAAAGGGAGAGGAUUUACAAAGCGAUGGCAACAUUCCUACAAUAUACCCAAACUGGGGAAGGUUUCAGGACUAUAUCAGGAUUAGGACUAACCAUUCCUUUCACCAUUAUACGAAUAGCACCAUACCGUAAAUCAUUCCAACCGAUAUUGUAUUUCGUUCUUUCAUUUAGAUUCUAAAACUAAAACUUCUAAGCUAGUUACAACAGUACGAAAUUGAGGGAGGAUAAAUGGCAUGAAGCUAUAACAGCAGAGAUUUAGUCAGGAAAAGAUGUGCGGUCACAACGCAAAUAUGGGAAACAACUAAUCAAAUUCCAUAUGGAAAUCACUUAUGUACGAACUCUAAUAAUUUCCUUUCUAUUGUACGGCCAAUUAAUAUUUAUUGGAUUGGUCUUGAAUGUCCUUACUUUGCGUCGUGAUGGCAGUUCCGAAAGUCCAAGUAUUAGUGGUGAAACCACAGACUCAACAAGUAUAUUGAAAGCGACGACCUCCAGACAUAAGACAAUGGGUCAGUUGUCACUCAUCAUCGUACUGACGACUAAGUUGACAGACAACUCUAGCUGAAUAUAGUAAUUCAUACCAGUAGAUAUUUUUCCAUGAAAAAUCCCGUAUAUUUAAGAAUCAAUAACACAAAUAUUAUAAUUUUGAAGAGUCUUAACUGAAAACUUUUUAAGGUUACUACCGGACUCUAGAUUGGAUAAAGGAUGAGCAACCAUACGUCGUACUAAAUAAAUUAACUAAAAAUCGCUAACCAUAGUGGAAUGAUCAAACCAUUUCAACUCUCCCCAGAGAGUUGAAGGGUUUUCACAUGGGACAGUUAUGACCCCUAGUAAUAAAAGCUGAGAUGCCCAAUAACCCAUAAGGUCGACACCCUUUAUAACAAUCAGAACAACAAUAAACAUAAAGAUUUGGAGUGCUCAGACAAUGUGAGAUUGGUAAAAUCACUGGAAUGUCGACAGAAAUAGGAUGAUACAACAUGUUUGUGAUAGUAAUAAGUAAAAUUCACUACUUGGAGUAACAGGAGGACUGUUAUUAUCUUCCGAUCACGAAGAAAAUCCCCCUCUCACACACAAGGAGUUGCACUAGUGCUGUACAAACAAGAAUGGGAAGUGAUUAUUGGAUUAACACCCUACAACUUCAUACUACAAAACGAUUACGAGUGUCAUACAGUACAUCGCACUCACUAAUAUUGGUAACGAAAAUGAUAAAGAUCAGUUUCAUGAAGCUUUAGUCCAUACUAGAGAAACACAAUGAAGCACUAGACCAUCGCAAUAGGAGACACAGGGUGGAGGAAAGAAAUGACCGUGGUGAAACUGGUAGGUCUAUGUGCUUCCAACAAGACUGUGACGGACAGUGGCACUUUUCUCACAAAGCUAUAUGGGUUUUACCAAAUCACACAACAGAAAAAUAGGAUAAGCAAUUAACGGAAUGGAACUCAUUACCAUACACGGAUUCUUUUAAGUAUGAAAAAGUAGUUGAUAACGUGGAAAGGAGAAGCUGGUAAAAUCUCUGGCACAACGGAGUACCUCAGAAAAAUUUCGUUACCAUACAGAGCUCUUAUGGAUACUGAAUAGCAAAAGUGUUGCAACAGUGCACCUCACGUUUAAAUGAAGAUUGGUGUCAAACAAUACUGCCUAAUCUUACCUCCUCAUUCUUUUAGUCGUUGGUUGGGCCAUGAAGACAUCCACGUCUCAGAGGAAGUACGGAAUACCGUGGACACCCUGGACGAUUCGAACUUCAAAGGCACAAAUGCAGACAGAAAUAGCCAGUGUAGCAGUGCUCUUUGGAAAAACAGGCAUUAAGAUUAACACGAGCAGAAAUAGGAUCCUGAAGUAAAACACAGUGAACAUCAACCGAAUUUCACUUGACAGAGAGGCUCUGGAAGAGGUAAAAGCCUUUACUCACCUGGACAGUAUCCUAAAUAAAAAGGAAGACAUAAUGUGGAUAUGAAGGCACAAAUUGGUAAAGCAAGAGUGAUAUUCCUGCAGUAUAAAAAUAUCUGGAACUCAACAAAACUGUCAGAAUUCGCAACACAAGCGUCAAGAGUUCUGUUACACGAGAUUGAAACGUGGAGAAAUACCGCAAUUUCCUUCAAAAUGUACAGGUAUUUAUAAACAGUUGUCUACGCAAGAUACUUCAGAGAUAAUGGCCGGAGACCGUUAGUAAUAACCAACUGUAGCAGAGAGCAGGAAAUUAAGAAAAACAAUGGAAGUGUAUACACACUGCGAAAAUCACCAAGCUGCAUCACAAAGGACAACAAAACUUAGAGUCCCCCAAGUCAAAAGCAAGAGAAACAGAACAAAGAGAAUAUGGCGUCGAGAUUUGGAGACUGAACUCGAAGUCAUGAUUAUCACAUGGUGACAACUGGAAGGGACAGCCCAGGACGCAGUCAAUUGGAUAACUGGUAGGCAGCCUAUGUCUCUGUGAAGCUGCAGGAUAAGCAAAAGCAGAAAUUUUUAGAAGUUUUUCAUACAAUGAUCAUUAAUAAGCAAACAUCUCCAACUUUAUCUCUUAUUUGUUCAACUACAAGAAAUUUUUAUCUCAUUUUUGGCCGACAGAAGUGUUCGAGUUAAAAGGAAAAGUAUACAUCUACAUAAAAGUCCAUGACAACAAUGAAAAAGGAGAAAAAGGCAGACAUAAAUUAAGAAUAGAGUAAGAUAGAUGAUAUAACGACAAGUCGAUCAACUGGAUAGCAGAAAAUAUAACACUGUUAUGACAGUCAUAUUAAAGAUAUAGAGAAUGUGGAGAAGACAAUAUGAAAAUAACUGGCUUUGAAGGAAGAACAAGUCGAGGCUAGAUUCAAUGCAAAAAUUCAACCCUAAUUAGACUAAUUAACAGUUUUGUCUGGUAAAAAUAGACUAAAAAUAUACAACGCUGAAAAGUUUAUUGACAAAACUUGGAUUGAGCUCCGGGGAUAAAUCUCACGGUACAUUAUGAUUAGGAUUUUAUGAGUGCUUUUGAUAAAGUAGAAAUCUGCAAAUUUGUUCAUACACAGUAAAUCGACACGAGAUAGAAACAAAAGACUUGAGUAAAGUGGGUCUUAAUCCUUUAAAAAUGCUGAAGCUCCUUCCAUUUGCCAUAUUUCAAGUAAGCACCUACAAAGACCAUCAUUUCUGAUAGGAAUUCGACCGAAUUGAGCACGCGCUUCUUCAAAACCCUAGGGACAAUUAAAAUAAACAAAUGGUACUGUAAACUUAAAAUAACAGUUUGGUAGCCAUAUAAAAAACAACCAACAAAUUAAAUAACUUACAUACGCCUUUAAUUCCCUCUGUAGCUCUUCUAGAGUUACUCCCGAUCCCAAGCCCGGAUAAAAGGAGGGUUGGGCAUGGGGUUAGCGACCACAUCCCGUUGAAAACUAACUCGGUAAAAAAUCUCUAGCCAGAAAAAAUAAUUCAAACCAUUUAAACACUGACCCGUGAGUUAGGUCUUCAUUUAGAAGAACUAUGAUGCCUCAUGGUGAAAGCCGAGUUCCUUCAGAAUUCACGAGGCCGAUGCUCCUUCUAACAACUAGAGCGACAAUUUUCAUAAGUAAAUGGAACGUCCGUACAAUAUGGGAGACCAGAAAGACCAGUCAAAUAGCAACGGAAAUCAGGAGAUACAAUGUGGCAGUACUGGGAAUCGGCGAAACCCAUUGGACCCAAGCUGGACAACAAAGGCUAAAUAUAGGAGAGAUGCUGCUGUACUCCGGUCACGAAGAGGAAAAUGCUCCACACACUCAGGGAGUUGCCCUAAUGAUUCAGAUCACUACCUAGUUGUAGCCUAUUUACAAAUCUAGCUAAGGAAGAACUGAACAACUGGACAAACAACACUACAAAGGUUCAAUUCAGCUUCCUUCGAGAUACUAACAAAUUCAACGAAUUCAUGAUAGCAGUCAGUCAGCUACAACGUAGGACCAGGCACAUAUAUGCAUCGGUCCAGGUUGCCAUACCACAUUAACACAACAAGAUGAACACCGGAUUCAUAAAAGUAGUUAAUUCAGAGGUGGUAAUACGUAAAAGACAGAUUGCAAUAAGGAUAUAGUACAGGAAGAAAGAAUUAAUUCAUAGAAAGAAAGAUAUGAAGCAAUUUUAAUCUCUUACUUUAAGGGAAGAUAGAGAGUGUAUACACCGACGCCAUUGUGAUCGACUCUGAGCCAUGUCAUCAAGAGUCUCCAACCAUUGGUUACGAUAGUCACACGGACACCAACCAAGUUGUCUGCAUCUACCAACAUGGCUCACACUAGAAGUUAGUGACUUCAAGCACUGAUGCCACGUUUUGAUUUGGCCGCCCCUAACUUUCUUCCAACCAUCCCCAACACCGGUUAGCAUUGCACGUCGUGGUAAUCGGUGUUCGGGCAUACGAAACACGUGGCCCAACCAUCUCAGUCGAUGAAGAUUAACAACCUCAUCGACUGAUUUACCAUCAUUCCCUAAUACCCUGAGUCUAACUUCACUAUUACUUACCCUCUGAUCCCAGCAGACGCCAGCAAUAUUUCUGAGGCAUCUGUGGUCAAAUACUAGUAGCUUACGGGUGUCUUCUACUCUUAAUGGCCAUGUUUCGCUGCCGUAAAUUAAAACAGAACAGACUGCCGCGCAGUAUACUCAUCCGUUUAUUGAUAGACGGAUAUCUCACUUUCGCCAUAGGUGACGUAAGUUGGCAAAAGCCAAGCGAGCUUUUCGAAUCCGUGGUGAGAUUUCGUCCGAUACCAACCCAUUAGGGCUGAUCACACUUCCAAGAUAUGUGAAGUUGUCAACGCGUUCGACUACUUCACUCCCUAUCCUUAGUUCAGGUGCUGACGCAGACCAGUCCUGAAGCAAAAACUUGCAUCUAGAGGGAGAGAAGCGCAUCCCAAACAUUCUGGCAUUGUUGCUUAGUGCUACUAAAAGACUCUGAAUUCUAUCAGCGUCUUCACCAAACAGGACUAUGUCAUCUGCUUAUUCUAAGUCCAUAAGUGCACCCCUGGAAGGAGAUCAAUAUCCGAGAACUCAGUCGACGAGAAUGUUAUUUCCAUCAAUAGGUCUAUGAUGAAGUUAAACAAAAAUGGAGAAAGUGGACAGCAUUGACGGACACCACUUGAGGUUGCAAAAGCUGAUGACAGUUCGCCAUAAGCUCUGACUCGACUAGUAGUGUUCGAGUAAAGAGCCUUCACAAGGUUUAUGUACUUCUGAGGUACGCCUUUCAAUGACAGACACUGCCACAGAAUCUCGCGGUCUACCGGGUCAAAUGCUGCUUCUAAGUCUAGAAAGACCACCAUUGUCGGACGCCGGUAAGUAUCCCUAUGUUCUAGAACCUGACGAAUGGUGAAUAUGUGGUCGAUGCAGCCACUUACACUUGACUUAUUAGUUCCAGUUUCUUUUAUUAGUCUGUAAAACUGCCUUGUGUUCCCUAUAGCCGCUGCCUUUUCCAUCUCUUUUGCUUUCGUUGCCCACCACUGCUCACGGUCGUUCCUUAGACUUUUGCUUAACCUAGAUCUGAUUUGUUGUCGCUCUUCAUCGUGUUCAGAGCCUGAUGGGAUGAGUUUACGAGAAUCCAUCAGUGCAAUAGACCUUGGUUCUUUGUAACCCUGUGGUUUAAAUCACUGAUAGAUGUCACUGCUGUUUCCACAGCUGUUGCUAUAGCUUUCAAGCAACAUCUGGGUCAACCUCGUUUUCAGAACUACCUAAUUGUGACCUCAGUUGUUCCUGGAACCUACUUUUGGUUUUCUCGCUACUCAAUUCAGUUCUAAUAGGUCUUUUUACUGUGGCUUUUUGCGUCCAGUGAGGCGCAAGCAGAUGCGUGCCCGUAUUAGGGCAUGGUCGGAGUCCAAGCAGGCACUCCAGAAUGAGCAACAAUCUUCUAUCGAGCCUCUCCAACGAUGACUGAUGGCAAUAUGGUCUAUUUGAGUCCAUUGUUGGUUUGGUGUAGGGGUCGCUAUGUUAGACGAUGUCUCUCCUUAUGCUUAAAAUUUGUUUGCUAAAAAUAAACGAUUGUCUGAGCACAGUUGCAGCAGACGAUUACCAUUAUCUGUUCGCUGUGCCGGAAUACUAAAAUACCCACCUAAAUGCCUUUCUGUUUGGUUUAACGACGUGUGUCCCUAUCCUUCCGAGUUCUUACGGAGCCUUUUAGCCCAACAGCACAUAAACGACUGUUGACGGUGAUCCACUCUGACAGUGCUUGUUCCGCCCUCAUGCUUAGUGCUAUCCCUACUCCUGCCAGUCCACGAGGGCUGGCCAUCGCGUCACCAGAUACACGGAGGGUGUAUCUCGUUGUCUCUCCGUUUUGGCGAGGUGAGGUCAAGUGAAUGACCACACUGGGAUCCUGUAUGCGUGUUUCAGAGACACAGCAUACAUCAAUGGUACGAGAUUCGAGGGUUCUAGCCAAGGAAGACUGUUGACCGAUUUGACAUACGGUGCGUACGUUGAAGGCUCCAAUGUGUAGUUUGGAGAGAGGUUUCAGUAGACCUGGGACAGUGUUUUGAGCACUAGAAUCGUUGGCUGUGGUGACACUUGAGGGGAAGCCGAAAAAGGAAGUUUAGAGGUGAAAGUCGAUGUAGGAGGAAUAAUAGGAAGUGAAGACGGAGGUUGAUUAUGAAUACAAUGGUCUUGAGUACUGUUAGAGGUAUGAGGGCGGUUAUCACUUCCCGAUUGCCCACACCGUGGAAGGGUUGUUCUGGAGGUACCUGAAAAGGAAAUUGGAUUAGAGGUGGUCUUAGUGACCUGGGAGCGUGACCGCAG
Molecule: messenger RNA, 11069 nt
Organism: Schistosoma haematobium
Lineage: Eukaryota; Metazoa; Platyhelminthes; Trematoda; Strigeidida; Schistosomatidae
Product: Bromodomain-containing protein 8
Exons: 4
Coding region: 1726-2274 (182 amino acids)
Source: RefSeq, a predicted model, not a curated record